AUGCGCUCUGGUCGUGCAGCUUGGAUUGGGUUAAAUACAGCCUCAUAUAUAUGUGAAUUGGUAUUUUUGGGUUUGGCAAUUGCAGUGCAAAUAUCACCCGAUUGGGCUGUUUACGAUGUUUCAUACAUUGGUGUCGUCAAUGAUUAUAAUCAAUUAAGUCGCUCUCGUGGAUUAUGGAAGCAAUGUAUUACUAAUCAAAUAGUAAGUUCACCAUACAAUGGUCAAUGUUAUGCUCUGGAAAGUAGUACAGAAUCCGGCAGCUACAAUGGUAAUGUUCAACCAAUAUUAUGUUUAAUUUAUUUCAUCAGUCUUCUAAUAUAUUACGAAGAUAUGACACAAGAAAAUUAUCGACUAGAUACUAAGCUGACAUCAGCCAGAUCUGCAUGGACAACGAUUGUUCGUGAUAAUACGGUAUAUUCACCUGGUGGUAUGAUACCAAUGGCUUGGUCAGCUUGUAUACUUAUUUAUGCUGGUAGUAUUUUACAACUGAUAGCAAGUACUCUACAGCAACCUCCAGUUCGAGAGGGGUAUGGAUUGUAA
Schistosoma intercalatum is the source of this 540-nucleotide messenger RNA. The record is from the annotation of a GenBank genome assembly. NCBI's taxonomy places the organism in Eukaryota, Metazoa, Platyhelminthes, Trematoda, Strigeidida, Schistosomatidae.